Molecule: messenger RNA, 3684 nt
Organism: Seriola dumerili (greater amberjack)
Lineage: Eukaryota; Metazoa; Chordata; Actinopteri; Carangiformes; Carangidae
Gene: lars1
Product: leucyl-tRNA synthetase
Exons: 32
Coding region: 89-3643 (1184 amino acids)
Biological process (GO): leucyl-tRNA aminoacylation
Molecular function (GO): ATP binding; leucine-tRNA ligase activity; aminoacyl-tRNA deacylase activity
Source: RefSeq, a predicted model, not a curated record
CCGGUGGCGUGGGUUUCCCUUGUCAAAGUGGAAACUGUUUCUGCUGUUUAAACUACAAAAUAGUGGAUUGCUGGUAAUUUAGGUCAAAAUGACGGAGCGGAAAGGAACAGCGAAGUUGGACUUUCUGAGGAAGAUUGAGCUUGAAAUCCAGGAGAAAUGGGAGAAGGAGAAAGCAUUUGAGCAUGAUGCCCCCACAACAAUUGGGGAAAGCACAAACAAAAAUAAGUACUUUGUCACCUUCCCCUACCCAUAUAUGAAUGGUCGAUUGCACCUUGGCCAUACAUUCAGCUUGUCAAAGUGUGAGUUUGGCAUUGGUUAUCAGUCUCUGCGAGGCAAGAAGUGCCUCUUCCCCUUUGGGCUGCACUGCACAGGAAUGCCAAUCAAAGCCUGUGCAGACAAGCUGAAGAGAGAGAUGGAGCUCUAUGGAAACCCUCCACAGUUUCCAGACGAGGAGGAAGAAGAGAAGGAGAAGCCAAAGACAUCUGAUGAAAUCAUCAUCAAGGACAAAGCAAAGGGCAAGAAGAGUAAAGCAAUGGCCAAAGCUGGAUCCUCCACUUUCCAGUGGGACAUUAUGAGGUCUUUGGGCCUAAAUGACAAGGAGAUUGCCAGCUUUGCCAAUGCUGAACACUGGCUGGAAUACUUCCCUCCUCUGGCUGUUAAAGACCUCAAACAGAUGGGUGUAAAGGUGGACUGGAGGCGUUCAUUCAUCACCACAGAUGUGAACCCCUUCUACGACUCCUUUGUCAGGUGGCAGUUUGUCACACUGAAGGAGAGAAAAAAGAUCAAGUUUGGCAAAAGGUAUACCAUCUACUCCCCCAAGGAUGGGCAGCCAUGCAUGGACCAUGACAGGCAGACAGGAGAGGGAGUUGGACCUCAGGAGUACACGCUCAUCAAGAUGAAGAUAAUUGAGCCGUACACAGCAAAAUUCAAAUCUAAAGUCUUUUACAGCAGCGGCAUGAAAGGUAAAAACAUCUUCCUGGUGGCUGCCACUCUGAGACCAGAGACCAUGUUCGGUCAGACCAACUGCUGGGUGAGGCCCGACAUGAAGUAUGUCGCCUUUGAGACAACGAGUGGAGACAUCUUCAUCUGCACCAAUCGGUCUGCUAGGAACAUGUCUUACCAGGGAUUCACCAAAGAGAAUGGAGUGGUGCCAGUGAUCAUGGAAAUACUGGGACAGGAUAUCCUUGGCAGUGCCCUGAGUGCUCCUCUGACGUCCUAUAAGGUUAUCUACGCUCUGCCCAUGCUCACCAUCAAGGAGGACAAAGGUACUGGAGUAGUUACCAGUGUUCCUUCUGACGCUCCUGAUGACAUCGCCGCUCUCAGGGACAUCAAGAAAAAGCAGGCUCUGCGAGAGAAGUAUGGUAUUGAGGACAAGAUGGUGUUGCCUUUUGAGCCGGUCCCUAUCAUAGAGAUCCCAGGCUACGGGAACCUGUCGGCUCCUCUGGUGUGUGAUGAGCUGAAAAUCCAGAGCCAGAAUGACAAAGAGAAGCUGGCUGAGGCCAAGGAGAAAGUCUACCUGAAAGGAUUUUAUGAAGGGAUCAUGCUGGUUGAUGGUUACAAGGGGCAGAAGGUCCAGGAUGUCAAGAAGCCCAUCCAGAAGAUGAUGGUGGAGAAGGGUGAGGCCAUGAUGUACAUGGAGCCAGAAAAACAGGUGAUGUCGCGUUCAGCUGAUGAGUGUGUUGUGGCUCUCUGUGACCAGUGGUAUUUGGACUAUGGGGAUGCUGAGUGGAAGCAGCAGGCCAAUGAAGCGCUCAAGUCUUUGGAAACAUUUUGUGAAGAGACCAGGAGAAACUUUGAGGCAACUUUGGCCUGGCUGCAGGAGCAUGCCUGCUCUCGUACCUACGGACUUGGAACGCGGCUGCCUUGGGAUGAGCAGUGGCUGAUUGAGUCUCUAUCGGACUCUACCAUCUACAUGGCUUACUACACUGUAGCCCACCUUCUCCAGGGAGGUGUGCUCAAUGGACAGGGAGCCUCACCACUGGGCAUCAAGCCAGAGCAGAUGACCAGAGAGGUGUGGGACUUCAUCUUCUUUAAGACGUCUCCUUUCCCCAAGACGGACAUCCCUAAAGAGCAUCUACAGAAGCUGAGGAGGGAGUUUGAGUACUGGUACCCCGUCGACGUCCGCGUGUCUGGCAAAGACCUGGUUCCCAACCACCUGUCGUACUACUUGUACAACCAUGUGGCGAUGUGGCCCAAAGACAACGGGAAGUGGCCACAAGCAGUGCGAGCCAAUGGACAUCUGCUCCUUAACUCUGAAAAGAUGUCCAAAUCAACUGGAAACUUCCUCACUCUCACCCAAGCCAUUGACAAGUUCUCAGCAGAUGGUAUGCGUCUGGCUCUUGCCGAUGCCGGCGAUACAGUGGAAGACGCCAACUUCGUAGAAACCAUGGCAGAUGCAGGCAUCCUGCGUCUCUACACCUGGGUGGAGUGGGUGAAGGAGAUGAUCGCCAACCAGAACAACCUGAGGACAGGACCUGCUGACACCUUCAACGACCGGGUCUUUGCCAGUGAGAUGAAUGCAGGCAUCUUAAAGACAGAGCAGCACUACGACAGGAUGAUGUACAAGGAGGCUCUAAAGAGUGGAUUCUUCGAGUUCCAGGCAGCCAAAGAUAAGUACCGUGAGCUGGCUAUCGAGGGCAUGCACAGAGACCUUGUCUUCCAGUUCAUAGAGAGACAAACCCUGCUGCUGGCCCCUAUCUGCCCGCACCUUUGUGAAUACACAUGGGGUCUGCUGGGCAAGACCGGUUCUCUGAUGAAGGCAUCGUGGCCUGUGGCGGGUCCAGUUGACGAGAUUCUGAUCCGUUCUUCUCAGUACUUGAUGGAGACCGCACACGACCUCCGACUGCGAUUCAAAGCUUACAUGCUUCCCCCAAAGAACAAGAAAGGUGACUCAAAGCCCCCAGCCAAGCCCUCCCACUGCACCAUCUACGUAGCCAAGAGCUACCCUCCGUGGCAGCACAGUGCCUUAUCCCUGCUCGGCAAGCACUACAAGAACAACAACGGGGCCCUUCCAGACAACAAAGUGAUAGCAAGCGAGUUGGGGGCCCUGCCUGAACUGAAGAAAUACAUGAAGCGAGUCAUGCCUUUUGUAGCCAUGAUCAAGGAGAACCUGGAGAAGAACGGGCCCAGGGUUUUGGAUCUGGAGCUGGAGUUUGAUGAGAGGACAGUUCUGACGGAGAACUUGGUCUACUUAACCAAUUCUCUGGAGUUGGAGCAGAUAGAUGUCUUGUUUGCAUCUGAGGCUGACGACAAAGUGAAGGAGGACUGUUGCCCAGGGAAACCGUUCAGUGUUUUCAGAUCAGAGCCUGGAGUGUGUGUGUCUCUGCUCAACCCUCAGCCAUGCAACGGCAUGUUUUCUACAAAGGUUGACAUCCGGCAGGGGGACAGCAGGGACAGCAUCAUCCGUAGACUAGCCAAGGUCAACAGACUCAUCAAAGACCUGUCUAGAGUGAAGCUGAUGAGGUAUGAGGACCCCAUGCUGGGGCCUCGCCGGGUGCCCGUCCUGGGACAGGAGGAACAGGGCAAACUGCCCAUCUCCAACAAAUCUGUGUUCAACAUCAAUCUGGAGGAGAAGAGAGUCACUCUGGCUGACAACGGCCUCACUGUGGACAUCGGGGACACUCUGGUUUAUCUGGUUCAUUAGAGUAACAUUCACUCUCUCUCUCUCUCUCUCUCUCUCUUCAC